AGGGCGUCAUGCAACGUCAUUACAGGUGGCAAAGGCAAAGAAAAAAAGGGAGAGAGAGAGAGAGAGAGACUGCGAAGAAACCUAAAGUGCGGGUGACGUACAUAGUGUGUAUUUGGGUCACAAGCUAUCUAAGUUACUUGACCGGUCCCCCACCUUUCCCUAGUCAUCAUAUCACUACCCUCCCCUUUCCAGGUAGCAAACAAAAGGUAUCUAUGGAAAAAUGAAAACAAAAAAGAAGGAUGGAAAAACAAUUCUUGGUAUAUUGCUGGUAAACUUUUGAGGAGUGAGAGAGAUCAUGGGUGUGCGUUUCCAUAAUCUCAAACAGCUACGC
Molecule: messenger RNA, 331 nt
Organism: Bipolaris sorokiniana ND90Pr
Lineage: Eukaryota; Fungi; Ascomycota; Dothideomycetes; Pleosporales; Pleosporaceae
Exons: 1
Coding region: 9-224 (71 amino acids)
Source: RefSeq, a predicted model, not a curated record